Molecule: messenger RNA, 528 nt
Organism: Microdochium trichocladiopsis
Lineage: Eukaryota; Fungi; Ascomycota; Sordariomycetes; Xylariales; Microdochiaceae
Exons: 1
Coding region: 1-528 (175 amino acids)
Source: RefSeq, a predicted model, not a curated record
AUGUCCUCAGAACGCCGAUUUUUCUUUCUUCAGGACUCCUUGCCUGCCACAUACAUCGACAGCCUUCUGGCUCGCGUCGUGAAGUCAAAGACGUCUCCCCCGGACUGCUUUGCACCGCACUCAUCACCAGGCGUGCCACCUCAUAACACAAACGACAUUAUCCUCUCCAUUCUCCUGGAGCCAAAUACCUCUUCCCAGCCCGUCAAUCGCGGCGUAAUUACACCCCAGCGGGGCAUAAAUGGCCAGCUAAGUAUACUCUGCAAGGCCGAGCUGCAUAAAUAUAAGGAGCAGUCUCUCUCGCUCGAGUGCGACAAGUUGAGACGUUAUACUAUCCCAAACCCCAACCUCGUCUUCCAAAGACUUAUGGCGAACGAGCAUUACAAGACUGAUGUUCACUUGGGUCCUCGCCCUGGCACGGCCACGGUGCGCCUACAUGAUCACCAGCUUUCUCGUCGCUGUCAACCCAAAACUGACCACAAAAUUGAAGACAGAACGAGGCGACGUGGCCAGUGCCUCAUCCUCAAAUAG